Symbiodinium natans is the source of this 1713-nucleotide messenger RNA. Lineage: Eukaryota; Dinophyceae; Suessiales; Symbiodiniaceae. The record is from the annotation of a GenBank genome assembly.
AUGGGAGCCUCCCUGUGCAAGCCGGAUGAGCAACCGAUCGGUUGUGCGGCGUCCACUGUGCACGCCUGCCACUUCCCCUUGUGGGCCGUCAAGGUGUCCGAUUUCAUGCAGAUGCGCGGCGCGCCGGAGCCCCACAACGUGCUGCAGGAGAAGGGCGUGCUGCACCAAUACUACCCGGGCAUGUUCGUGAUCUUUGUCUCGCACCAGUGGCUCAGUUCCGUGCAUCCGGACCCUCAGGGUGCACAGAUGAGGGUUCUUCAGAAGGCGCUUGCUGGUGUGAUUGACGGGACUGUGCAGAUUACGGAAAACAUCGUGGCUCACUCCUACGACGAGAUAAGCUUGGCGUCGGACACUCAGAAGCGGAUCGCCGAUGCGUUCCUGUUCUUCGACUGGUUCGCGAUCCCACAGAUCACAGCGCGGACGCCUGGUGUCAAUGAGGAGACCACGAAGACAGAUGCGGCGUUGGCGGUGCAGAGCAUUCCAGCAUAUGUAGAGCUCUGUGAUCUCUUCCUGGCGCUAGUUCCAGAGCUGACCCACAAAGACUCGGCGCAGCGUGUGAACUAUACUACCUGGAUGUCCAGAGGGUGGUGCCGCGCUGAGCUAUGGUGUCGGCUACUGUCAAACAAAUCUGACACUUCCGUGAUUGUUGCGUACUCUGCCACGGAAGCCGAGUUUAUGUUCCCGUUGGACUGGCAGAACAGAAGCAUCGUGGAUGGGGACUUCACCGUCGAAGCCGACCGCACGGAGGUCGUCCGACUUGGAGAGAUGGCCGUGGAAAGCAAGAUACGUCACUUGCAAGACAGAGGCCCUUUGAGCCACUACCGCUUCUGGGCCGCCCUGUGCCCCAACCUCCUUCGACAGCAGCGGAAGUGGAGCGAAAUGGACGCGUUCCUGCGACACUUCAAAUUUGCCAGCUUAAGGGAAGCUGUGCAGGAUGACACUGGCAUGAAUGCAGUCAUGUGCGCGGUCUUCUCGGGCGACACCAACAUGUUGAGAUCGCUUGCAGGAAGCCGAGCAAACAUGAACCACACCCUCGAAGGCAUGAGCGAGCUUGGCUACUACGACACGCAGACAGCACUCAUGGCUGCGACAAAGUCGCGGCAGGAUGUUGACGUCCUCAGGGUGCUCCUCGAGUGCCGCGCUGAUGUUAAUGGCUGCGCCAGAACGGGCCUGACUGCCAUAUUCCUGUGCCGAACACCUGAGCAUGUCAAGAUACUCUUGGAGCAUCGUGCGGACAUGCCGGAUUACGUACUGGCUGGCGCCGCGUCCUUCGCCUGUCCGGAGACGGUUAAAGCGCUUAUCUCACACCGCUGCGAUGCCAGCAAGGCGGAAGUACUACACUCCGUCGCACUGAUGUCACGCAGCAAUGGCCGAGCACUCGAGACGGCCAAGCUUCUUUUGGCACAUCGCGCAGACGUCAACGAGAAGCACACGCCCAUGGGGGAGUUGAUUUGGUACUAUCGAAAAGCCCGAUUCCGCGCGGCGGUGGUCGGUCUCUCGAACUGCUCGAUGUCGACGCGAUUCUGGGCCGCCCGCUCUGGCAUCUCACCCCUGGGCGUUGCGGCCCUGGUCGGUCAUGAGCAGCUGGUGCAACUCUUCCUCGAGUAUGGGGCCGAACCCUUCGCCAACGACAGCGGCCACCUUCCCGAAGACCUGGCGCGGUGCAGCCACCAUCACCACCUCCUGCCCAUGUUGUCCACGUUCGCGACGUAG